UCGAUAAGACCCCGCCCCGUGCCCGGAGCAAGGGGCGUGGUGGCCGCUCCGACAGCAAGAUGGCGGCGGCCGGGGCGGGGAAGGUGUCGAAGGCGGCGGGCGCGGCGGUGAAGCCGAUCUUCAGCCGGGACUUGGGCGAGGCGAAGCGGCGGGUGCGGGAGCUGUACCGCGCCUGGUACCGGGAGGUGCCCAAUGCCGUACAACUAUACCAGUUGGACAUCUCGGUGAAACAGGGGCGUGAUAAGGUGCGGGAGAUGUUCGUGAGGAAUGCCCAUGUCACAGACCCCAGAGUGAUUGACAUACUGGUUAUAAAGGGGAAAAUGGAACUACAGGAAACUGCUCGUGUAUGGAAGCAGCGGACACACAUCAUGCGGUUUUUCCAUGAGACAGAAACUCCGCGACCCAAGGACUUUCUGUCCAAGUUCUAUGUGGGCCAUGACCCUUGAGACAAACUGACUGAAAAACUAAAUCUGUGUUUCACUGUCUUACUGCAAAUAAAGCUCUGUAUAUUGGA
Molecule: messenger RNA, 514 nt
Organism: Dermochelys coriacea (leatherback sea turtle)
Lineage: Eukaryota; Metazoa; Chordata; Testudines; Dermochelyidae
Gene: NDUFA6
Product: NADH:ubiquinone oxidoreductase subunit A6
Exons: 3
Coding region: 60-446 (128 amino acids)
Biological process (GO): response to oxidative stress
Source: RefSeq, a predicted model, not a curated record